UAAUUUUAAAAGUAUAUUACCUAUGAUGUCGUGCAGUCAAGAGGUGCCUGACUAUGUGCACCUCUGUACUUGUGCAAACGACAAUCCUUACCGAGUUUGAUGGCUGAUGGGCAUGUAGUGGGCACGGUCUCUCCUGACGGUCUUCGGAAGUUUCUCAGGACCGAGGAGGGCAAACAAUGGCUGUAUUCUGUUCUUCGAAGGCACAAAGAAUUGAGAGGUGCGGUGGGAGAGAAGGUGCUUGGCUUUGGUGAUGCUGCCAUCGACAAGAUUGUGGCUGCCAUCCGCGACCCCCUCACCCUCGAUGCAGCUAAGGCAGAAUGGAUCGCCAACCAGUUGCUGGAGGCUGGCGAACAUGGCAUCCUGCUCCCUGUCAACGUGGUGCUGGAUGCAUAUGUCCGUGGGAAGUCAAGGUACUACUUGCGGAAGCAUGCCAUACGCUCCACAGCUGCUGUGGCUGCAGCCUGUGCAGCAGUGCAUGUGGUCAAGCUGGGGCUGAAGCGUGCGACGCGCGAUGUCAAGUAUGUUGGCCCUGCGAUGGCAUUCGCCAUGGACGUGGCAUUGCCUACAAGUGUAUUGGGGCCCCUCUUGAUGGCACGGCUGAUGCUGUGAUCCAUCUUGCAGCGCUGCUGUAACAUUAAUGGCUGGCCAGCGGGCUCCGAUGUGCACAUGCACACACGAUGGGAGGAAUUUGGCUGCCAGUUGGGUCCGUUGCAACCAGUGUGCAAGGCCUGAUAAAUCAUCAAUGCCAUUGGCUGGCUCUAAACGCGUGCUGGGAAGGUUUUUUUCCCCUUGUAAAUAGGUUUAGGCAGCUAUGCUGCCUGAUCCUGUGCUUCACGGAUGUGCAGAGUCCUGCUGCAUGUAUUUUGUAAGUAUUAUGUGCAAUGCUGACAUCAAAUUUGCACAGCAAUUCUAUUCAAGGGUCUCUGUUUGUUUCUUUUUUGCUGUAACAGCGUGUUUGUUGACUGUGCAAUGAAUCCUUUUCCUGUUGUGGUCUAGACCUGUAAUGCAGAUCUGUAAUGC
Molecule: messenger RNA, 1020 nt
Organism: Coccomyxa subellipsoidea C-169
Lineage: Eukaryota; Viridiplantae; Chlorophyta; Trebouxiophyceae; Coccomyxaceae
Exons: 4
Coding region: 100-609 (169 amino acids)
Source: RefSeq, a predicted model, not a curated record